AUGACAAGCCCAGGGAACCUCAGCAACAGAAUGUUUCACUCGCAACAGAAUGUUUCACUCCCUGGUACAAGCUUUAAAGGUGGAGAAGUCCAAGUUGAAAAUGAAGACCCUGAGACCAAGACCAAUAUGAAAGUUAUGACCGCCAGAGCUCUUUGUAACCUCCUCAAGGGCAAUCCUUCUAUAUGCCGCACCAUCAUUGACUCAGGAGCUCUAAUGUCUUUUAUAGUUCUCUUAGACAAAGGAAAUAAGGGUGUUCAAUACCUUUCAGCGACCGCAUUGAUGGAGAUCACUGCCAUAGUAGAGGAAGAUAGUGAUGUAAGAAGAACCACAUUCAGACACAGUUCACCUAUUUGCAAAAUUCUUGUUGAUCAACUCAUGAAAAUUCUUCAAAGAGAAAAUCAAGAUUUAGACCUUCUAAUCCCAUGCAUCAAGAGUAUUGGGAAUUUGGCAAAGAUAUUUCGAGUUGCUGAAGCAAGGAUAAUCGCUCCAUUGGUUAAUCUUCUGGAUGAUAUUACAGAUGUUGAGGUUCUAAAGGAGGCCUUAAUCACCCUUGCGAAGUUUGCCUGCAAAGAAAACAAUCUCCGUCAUGAUCAUUCCAAGAAAAUUAUAAAAGCUGGAGGAGCAAAGAACCUAAUUUCGCUCAUCUUUUUCAAAGACCAAAUUGUUCAAUACUCAGCAUUGCUUCUAUUAUGCUACAUUACUUUGCACGUCCCGAACAGCGAAGAGCUUGUGCAGUACGAAGUGCUCAAAGUGCUAGAAUGGGCUUCAAAGCAAUCCUUUGUUACUCAAGAUGAAACAUUUGACUCAUUGCUACCAGAGGCCAAAGCUAAAUUAGAGCAUGACGUUGAAUUCACAAUGUUUAGGUUGCUGCCCAAACAAUUAAAGAAUAUGGAAGCAGCAUCUGUGAUUCUUGAAAAACUAGCAGAUGAACUUACUGAAGCGAUCAAAAAUCAAGCUCAAUAUGCAAUUGACUUCAAAUGUGACCUCGAGAACUUGAAGGACAAGCUUAAAAUUGUCAAUGGUUUCUUUGCUGAUAUGGAUAAGCUCAAGGAACAGAAACAAGUUCUCAAGGAAGCUUGGUCUCAGUUGAGAGAUUUGGCUUAUGAUGCUGAUGACAUUUUAACAGAUUGCAUGAUCAGAGAGGAAUAUAAGAAAGAUGGACACGGCUUCUCGCUAAAUGAUCCAAUUUUCGCUUAUAAAAUGGGAAGAAAGUUGAAAGAUUUAAAUUCACGUUUGCAAAACGUAGAGGAUAGCAUGAACAAGUAUCUCAUUAGUCAAUCACAACAAUUGAACAAGAACGAAGUACGGAUGGAUAAGGGAUUAUUUAUUUCUCAGCACCUCACCUUAUCUGACUCAUUAGUUGGAUUGGAAGAAGACAUAAGAAAGCUCAAGAAAUGGAUUCUCUCCGAGAAUAGGCCACCACUGCAAUUUGUUGGCAUUGUCGGGAUGGGAGGUUCAGGCAAAACUACUCUUGCUUGGGAAAUUUACAAUGACAAGGAAGUAAUUGAUAAAUUUAAGCAAAACAGAAUCUGGGUGACUGUUUCUCAAGAUUGCGAUGAAGAAAGCAUUAUAAACAGCAUAUUGGAAGAACUGAAAAAACAGCAGCAGGAGGUGACACAAGGAGGUGAUGAUCAUGAAAGUUUCUGCCUUGUCAUUUUAGACGAUAUAUGGAAUGUUUUCAAUCUAUCUCAUUGGCAGGAUUUAUGCUUUAGUCUUGAUAGAAAACAAGGUCAAAAUACCUGCAUCAUUAUCACAACUAGAAAUGAAGAAGUUGCAAUCGGUAUGCGAGUAAACAGUUCUCGAAUCCAUUAUCCAAAAGCUUUAGAAGAUGAAAAAUGCUGGUUAUUGUUUCAGAAGGUUGCAUUUUCUCCCAGUGACGAUAUCUGUAAAGAUGAGAAUAUCAUCCAAGUUGGAAAAAAGAUAGUGAAGAAAUGCGGAGGACUUCCUCUAGCAAUCAAAACCAUAGCAGCCUUAUUGAAAUCAAAACGCCAGCUUAAAGAGUGGGAAAAAGUUCAUGAUGAGUUCCAGAAAUUAACUCAAGAGAAGGUCCCAGUAAUGGCGUGUUUGCAACUAAGUUAUGAUGCACUCCCGCGACACCUGAAGCAAUUUCUCUUGAGUUUUUCUAUUUAUCCUAAAGAUUUUGAGAUUCGAGCUGAACAAUUGGUCCACUGGUGGAUUGGCGAAGGCCUUGUCAAGAGCCGGGAUUCAAAAACUGCAAUGGAUUUGGGGUAUGAAUAUUUAGCAGACUUAGCUGGGAGAUGCUUGGUUGAAGUAGUACGGAGGCGUGGUUAUGAUGGAAAAGUCCACAGUUGUAAAAUGCAUGAUCUUGUGCGUGAUUUAACCAUUAAAACUGCAGGAGAAGAAGCACUUUGCAGUUUCGAAAGUGGAGGCAAGCAACGACAAUUAAUAAUGCAAGAUUCACUUUGGUUGGGUAUCACAGAUGAAAAUAUUUCAAUAUCAUCAUUGAGUCAAUGUUCAAAAUUAAGGGCAAUUCUAUCGAUGUCUAGCUUAAGCAUUUCAUCAAACAUGCCAAUCUCCCUGAGUUCCCUUAGAGUUUUGGAUCUCUCCAAUGGCAAGCUAGAUGACAAAUCUGUGGAGAAUCUGUUCAAAUGGAUCAUUUUACUCAAACGCUUGGCACAUCUCAAUCUAAGCGGGGCUCCUGGUCUCAAAAAUGUUCCCCGCAUUCGGAAACUCCGAAACCUUCAGCUUUUGGUUUUGAGUGGAUGCAGUAAUUUAGUAAAAUCUAAAUGAUUCAUCCAUCAUUUAUUUGAAGAAGCUCUUGAUUUUGGACUUGGGAUCCUGUGAUAGUCUUAUGUUCUUACCGCAAGGAAUCGGAAGGCUAACAAAACUUGAAGAAUUGUCUGGAUUCAAGUUGCAUCGACGAGAAAAUUCACAAAGUUGUGG
This is a messenger RNA of Jatropha curcas, 2904 nucleotides long. Lineage: Eukaryota; Viridiplantae; Streptophyta; Magnoliopsida; Malpighiales; Euphorbiaceae. The record is from RefSeq and is a predicted model, not a curated record.